AUGCCCCAAGAAAAAGUUAAUGUUGCUAGGACUCCUGCACGUCCUCCAACUGUUCCUAUCACACAUUGUGAGAUUUUACUCAAUAACACAGCUAUUUUGUUAUUUAAGAUUGAACCACAAGAAAAAAUAGGCGAAGGAGCUUUUGGAGAAGUGUAUAAAGGAUUGUUACAAGAUGGAAUCUGGGGUGCACGUAUUCCAGUUGCUAUUAAAACACUGCAUUCUACCAAUAUGACUGCAGAUGACCGCAUCAAGUUUCUUCAGGAGGCAAAUAUAAUGAGAGGAUUCCGCCAUGAAAAUGUGAUUCGUCUGCACGGCGUUUGUACGUCCAAAGAACCGAUCAUGAUAGUGAUGGAAUUGUGCCCGGGAGGAUCAUUGUCAACACGUCUACAGGAUCUCAAAGACCAAAUACAGCGGACAGUAGCCCCUAGGUCUAAUGAUUGCAGGUGGUUAUCGCCGGAAACACUGAAAUCUGGUGUUUACUCCACCAAAACCGAUGUCUACAGUUUUUCGGUUAUGAUGUGGGAAAUCUUUUCAUUUGGCCAACUUCCAUUCUACAAAUAUGAUAAUCGAGUUUUAAGAAAAUUAAUCAUACAAAAAAAGGUAUGCUCUGUAGUAUUAGCUUUGCCAAAAAAUAAAUUAGAUCUUCCUCAAGGUCACGCUGUCAAAAUGUUUGGGGGAGAUACCCCCAGAAAUGGAAGAGUUGCGCUUACGUUGCAUGGAUUACGAUCCCAACAAGAGACCAGACUUUAUCGAGAUAGAGGCUAUUAUUUCUGA
Strongylus vulgaris is the source of this 774-nucleotide messenger RNA. The record is from the annotation of a GenBank genome assembly. Lineage: Eukaryota; Metazoa; Nematoda; Chromadorea; Rhabditida; Strongylidae.